Messenger RNA from Urocitellus parryii (Arctic ground squirrel), 1413 nucleotides. It is a transcript of the gene Arl2bp, whose product is annotated as ARF like GTPase 2 binding protein. NCBI's taxonomy places the organism in Eukaryota, Metazoa, Chordata, Mammalia, Rodentia, Sciuridae. Gene Ontology annotation, biological process: positive regulation of tyrosine phosphorylation of STAT protein; maintenance of protein location in nucleus. The record is from RefSeq and is a predicted model, not a curated record. Gene Ontology annotation, cellular component: mitochondrial intermembrane space.
UCCGGCUGCGGAAGGCCGCGGCUCUGUGAAGCGGGAGACCUCGGGUCGGUGUCGCGGUGGGGACAGCCGAGGCUCUGCUCCAUUAAGCGGUCUCCGCUGUGCGGCUUCUGCGGCCGCUGAGCCAGCAACUUUAGGUCCCGGGAGACAGGCGUGCGGGGGCGGUGUCACCGAGUAUCAGCGUCUCCAUCACAAUCCCUCGCCUGAACCUUAGGCGUCAGCAAAACCUAGGGGACUUGAGCUGCCAGGGCUGACCGCGGGUCAGAGGACCUCCACCACCACCUCCCUCCCCCAGCGACUCCUGUCUGCUCCCCUGUAGACCACGAUUUCCCUGGCGCCUGGUUCACGCUGCSUAGGUGCGGCGUGGUGGCCAAGAUGCGCUCCUCUGCAUCCGAUGCAGAAUUUGAUGCUGUGGUUGGAUAUCUAGAGGACAUUAUCAUGGAUGACGAGUUCCAGUUAUUACAGAGAAACUUCAUGGACAAGUACUACCAGGAGUUUGAAGAUACAGAAGAGAAUAAACUCAUCUACACACCCAUUUUUAACGAAUAUAUUUCUCUGGUGGAAAAAUAUAUUGAAGAACAGCUGCUGGAGCGGAUUCCUGGAUUUAACAUGGCGGCUUUCACAACUACAUUACAGCACCAUAAAGAUGAAGUAGCUGGUGACAUAUUUGACAUGCUGCUCACAUUUACGGAUUUUCUGGCUUUUAAAGAAAUGUUUCUGGACUACAGAGCAGAAAAGGAAGGCCGGGGUCUGGACUUAAGCAGUGGCUUAGUGGUGACUUCAUUGUGCAAAUCAUCCUCUAUGCCAGCUUCCCAGAACAAUCUGAGGCACUAGGUCCCAUCUCCAGGCAAUGAACAGGAACAUUCUGGAUGUCACCAGUCUGACAGACUCAGAGAGACUACAGCUAAUGACGACAGAAGAGUCCAUCUCAGAAAGACUCUGUUCUGCAGCCCUUGGUUUGUGUUAAGUAUUGACAGGUCAGAAACAACAUGACCGGACCUUUGGACCCACUUCUCCUGACAAGCCGUUUUGUAUUAGUGUUCUUCCCCUCCCCACCUAGUCACCUCUCAGGUGCUUGGGUCAGGCCCCUCUGAUCAGGCCCAGGUCAGCCAUUCCACCUGGGAGCCCUUCCCUGGUACAUAUUGGUGUGCAUAACCACAACCAUGAACCCUCCUCUUCCCAGCAGGCUUUGCAUGAGUCCUUUGUGCACUCACUGCUCUUUUUUACAUGGGACAUAGUUUCAGUCCUUCACCCUCAAUGGGGUUUUUGUUUGGGAGUAUUUAUUUAGGGAGCUACUGGAGCCAGCUGCCUGUCCUGCGAUUUCUGUGUCUCCUCUGAUCCCAGCUUGUGCUGGCUGUGGGGUCAACCAAGAGAGAUGUCCUUUACCUAAAAGCUUCGUGUGAAAGUCAACUCCCA